GACCACGAAGGCAAUUAAGUUGUCAACUAGUGCAGUUCUUGCGUCGUUCCGGAUAAACCUUCGAGAUUCUUGAUGGAAAAUUUUCUCACAACAUUCAACGAGAUAGACAAAGGUCAGCGAAACGUCAUCUACAGAGAGGAUUUGCAAAAAUAUGUGGACGAAAACGAAUUAGACGAAAAAAUGGUGGAGCGUUGGUUGGAGGUGUUUGAUCUGGAGAAUAGGGGAAGAAUAACCUUGGAAAACUACUGCAGCGUUUUGGGAAUUUCAUUGGAAUCCGAAAAAUUAGAACAAAGCUUCGAGAGAGCCCUGUUUGCCAGCCCUCUGGAAAGUAGAAAUAUAGCACCAAUAGAGGUAAUUCACAGUCAGAUGGAGGAAUUUAUGCAGAACAGGGUGGUUCGCAUGUCCAACCAACUUAUUCCCUUAGACGACUUCGCACCCACGGAAGUAUUGGCUGAUGCAUCCAAAAAACUGAAAUCAAGCCUCGAACGUGCGUAUGGGUCAACGUGGCAAGUGGUUAUCAUUGAAGGAUCUUAUUGGACGACGCAUACACAUUCAGUUCGUCGAACGUUUCACUUCCGACACGGUUCAAAAAGCAUCGUGGUGUGGCAGACACCGAUUCGACGACGAUUGGAUCGAACCACAUCAUGAGAAAGUACAGUGAUAUUCAAAAAAACCAGAAUUUUUUAAUAGUAAUUUCAGAUGCACACGUUGGUUGGUUGUAAGUAAUUAGCAGUCAAGAUCUCUAUAAUUUUAACUUGAAAGUAAGUAAAAUAUUUUAUAGGCAGA
Molecule: messenger RNA, 786 nt
Organism: Opisthorchis viverrini
Lineage: Eukaryota; Metazoa; Platyhelminthes; Trematoda; Opisthorchiida; Opisthorchiidae
Exons: 3
Coding region: 73-648 (191 amino acids)
Biological process (GO): microtubule-based process
Cellular component (GO): dynein complex
Source: RefSeq, a predicted model, not a curated record